Salvelinus fontinalis (brook trout) is the source of this 4326-nucleotide messenger RNA. RefSeq names its product dentin sialophosphoprotein-like. The record is from RefSeq and is a predicted model, not a curated record. Gene Ontology annotation, molecular function: cohesin loader activity; double-stranded DNA binding. Lineage: Eukaryota; Metazoa; Chordata; Actinopteri; Salmoniformes; Salmonidae. The coding region runs from base 1 to 4326 and encodes 1441 amino acids. The transcript has 4 exons. Gene Ontology annotation, biological process: mitotic sister chromatid cohesion.
AUGUCGAACAACGCUUCCGUGUUCCAGGUACCCUCUGCUGCUAGCGUGCGGAACUCCACCGCAUGUUCUGCCACACUGAGGGUGUCCAGCCGAAGCUGGAUUAUCCAGAACACAGAACUGACCGAGUGGAACACAGAACUGACCGAGUGGAACACAGAACUGACCGAGUGGAACACAGAACUGACCGAGUGGAACACAGAACUGACCGAGUGGAACACAGAGCUGACCGAGUGGAACACAGAACUGACCGAGUGGAACACAGAACUGACCGAGUGGAACACAGAGCUGACCGAGUUGAACACAGAACUGACCGAGUGGAACACAGAACUGACCGAGUGGAACACAGAACUGACCGAGUGGAACACAGAACUGACCGAGUUGAACACAGAACUGACCGAGUGGAACACAGAACUGACCGAGUGGAACACAGAACUGACCGAGUGGAACACAGAACUGACCGAGUGGAACACAGAACUGACCGAGUGGAACACAGAGCUGACCGAGUGGAGCACAGAACUGACCGAGUGGAACACAGAACUGACCGAGUGGAGCACAGAACUGACCGAGUGGAACACAGAACUGACCGAGUGGAACACAGAACUGACCGAGUGGAACACAGAACUGACCGAGUUGAACACAGAACUGACCGAGUGGAACACAGAACUGACCGAGUGGAACACAGAACUGACCGAGUGGAGCACAGAACUGACCGAGUGGAACACAGAACUGACCGAGUGGAACACAGAACUGACCGAGUGGAACACAGAACUGACCGAGUGGAACACAGAACUGACCGAGUGGAACACAGAACUGACCGAGUGGAACACAGAACUGACCGAGUGGAACACAGAACUGACCGAGUGGAACACAGAACUGACCGAGUGGAACACAGAGCUGACCGAGUGGAACACAGAACUGACCGAGUGGAACACAGAACUGACCGAGUGGAACACAGAACUGACCGAGUGGAACACAGAGCUGACCGAGUGGAACACAGAACUGACCGAGUGGAACACAGAACUGACCGAGUGGAACACAGAGCUGACCGAGUUGAACACAGAACUGACCGAGUGGAACACAGAACUGACCGAGUGGAACACAGAACUGACCGAGUGGAACACAGAACUGACCGAGUUGAACACAGAACUGACCGAGUGGAACACAGAGCUGACCGAGUGGAACACAGAGCUGACCGAGUUGAACACAGAACUGACCGAGUGGAACACAGAGCUGACCGAGUGGAACACAGAACUGACCGAGUGGAACACAGAACUGACCAGCUUUGAAGUACACCCCUCUGAUCUAGAAGGGAUCUCUAAUAGCUCUAAUAGCUCUAAUAUCUCUAUUAUCUCUAACAGCUCUAAAAGCUCUGACAGCUCUAACAGCUCUGACAACUGUAAUCGCUCUAUUAUCUCUAACAGCUCUAACAGCUCUAACAGCUCUGACAUCUCUGACAGCUCUAUUAUCUCUAAUAUCUCUAACAGCUCUAAUAUCUCUAACAGCUCUGACAGCUCUAAUAGCUCUAAUAUCUCUAACAGCUCUAAUAGCUCUAACAGCUCUAACAGCUCUGACAACUCUAAUGUCUCUAACAGCUCUAUUAGCUCUAACAGCUCUGACAGCUCUGACAGACCUGACAGCUCUAACAGCUCUAACAGCUCUAGUAGCUCUAACAGGUCUGACAGCUCUGACAGCUCUAAUAUCUCUAAUAGCUCUAACAGCUCUGACAGCUCUAAUAGCUCUAAUAGCUCUAACAGCCCUAACAGCUCUAACAGUUCUGACAGCUCUAAUAGCUCUAAUAGCUCUAACAGCUCUGACAACUCUAACAGCUCUAUUAGCUCUAACAGCUCUAAUAUCUCUAAUAGCUCUAAUAGCUCUAACAGCUCUGACAGCUCUAAUAGCUCUAAUAUCUCUAACAGCUCUAACAGCUCUAUUAGCUCUAACAGCUCUAAUAGCUCUAAUAUCUCUAAUAGCUCUAACAGCUCUGACAGCUCUAAUAGCUCUAACAACUCUAAUAGCUCUAUUAGCUCUAACAGCUCUAUUAGCUCUAACAGCUCUAAUAUCUCUAAUAGCUCUAACAGCUCUGACAGCUCUAAUAGUUCUAAUAGCGCUAACAGCUCUAACAGCUCUAACAGUUCUGACAGCUCUAAUAGCUCUAAUAGCUCUAAUAGCUCUAACAGCUCUAACAGCUCUAACAGUUCUGACAGCUCUAAUAGCUCUAAUAUCUCUAACAGCUCUAACAGCUCUAAUAUCUCUAAUAGCUCUAUUAGCUCUAACAGCUCUAUUAGCUCUAACAGUUCUGACAGCUCUAAUAGCUCUAAUAUCUCUAACAGCUCUAAUAUCUCUAACAGCUCUAAUAGCUCUAAUAGCUCUAACAGCUCUGACAGCUCUAAUAUCUCUAAUAUCUCUAACAGCUCUGACAGCUCUAAUAGCUAUAAUAUCUCUAACAGCUCUGACAGCUGUAAUAGCUCUAAUAUCUCUAAUAGCUCUAACAGCUCUAACAGCUCUAACAGUUCUGACAGCUCUAAUAGCUCUAACAGCUCUAACAGCUCUAACAGUUCUGACAGCUCUAAUAGCUCUAAUAUCCCUAACAGCUCUAAUAGCUCUAAUAUCUCUAACAGCUCUAAUAGCUCUAAUAUCACUAACCGCUCUGACACCUCUAAUAGCUCUAAUAUCUCUAACAGCUCUAAUAGCUCUAAUAUCUCUAACAGCUCUGACAGCUCUAAUAGCUCUAACGUCUCUAAAAGCUCUAUUAGCUCUAACAGCUCUGACAGCUCUAAUAGCUCUAAUAUCUCUAACAGUUCUGACAGCUCUAACAGCUCUAAUAUCUCUAACAGCUCUAAUAGCUCUAACAGUUCUGACAGCUCUAAUAGCUCUAAUAUCCCCAACAGCUCUAAUAGCUCUAAUAUCUCUAACAGCUCUAAUAGCUCUAAUAUCUCUAACAGCUCUGACAGCUCUAAUAGCUCUAACGGCUCUAAAAGCUCUAUUAGCUCUAACAGCUCUGACAGCUCUAACAGCUCUAACAGUUCUGACAGCUCUAAUAGCUCUAAUAUCUCUAACAGCUCUAAUAGCUCUAACAGCUCUAAUAGCUCUAACAGUUCUGACAGCUCUAAUAGCUCUAAUAGCUCUAACGGCUCUAAAAGCUCUAUUAGCUCUAACAGCUCUGACAGCUCUAAUAGCUCUAAUAGCUCUAACAGUUCUGACAGCUCUAACAGCUCUAUUAGCUCUAACAGCUCUAAUAUCUCUAACAGCUCUAAUAUCUUUAACAGCUCUAACAGCUCUAACAGUUCUGACAGCUCUAAUAGCUCUAAUAUCUCUAACACCUCUAAUAUCUCCAACAGCUCUAAUAGCUCUAAUAGCUCUAACAGCUCUAACAGCUCUAAUAUCUCUAAUAUCUCUAACAGCUCUGACAGCUCUAAUAGCUAUAAUAUCUCUAACAGCUCUGACAGCUGUAAUAGCUCUAAUAUCUCUAAUAGCUCUAACAGCUCUAACAGCUCUAACAGUUCUGACAGCUCUAAUAGCUCUAAUAUCCCUAACAGCUCUAAUAGCUCUAAUAUCUCUAACAGCUCUAAUAGCUCUAAUAUCUCUAACAGCUCUGACAGCUCUAAUAGCUCUAAUAUCUCUAACAGCUCUGACAGCUCUAAUAGCUCUAACGGCUCUAAAAGCUCUAUUAGCUCUAACAGCUCUGACAGCUCUAAUAGCUCUAAUAUCUCUAACAGCUCUAAUAGCUCUAAUAGCUCUAACAGCUCUGACAGCUCUAAUAGCUCUAAUAUCUCUAACAGCUCUAAUAGCUCUAACAGUUCUGACAGCUCUAAUAGCUCUAAUAUCCCUAACAGCUCUAAUAGCUCUAAUAUCUCUAACAGCUCUAAUAGCUCUAAUAUCUCUAACAGCUCUGACAGCUCUAAUAGCUCUAAUAUCUCUAACAGCUCUAAUAGCUCUAAUAUCUCUAACAGCUCUGACAGCUCUAAUAGCUCUAACGGCUCUAAAAGCUCUAUUAGCUCUAACAGCUCUGACAGCUCUAAUAGCUCUAAUAGCUCUAACAGUUCUGACAGCUCUAAUAGCUCUAAUAUCUCUAACAGCUCUAAUAGCUCUAACAGUUCUGACAGCUCUAAUAGCUCAAUAUCUCUAAGAAUGAUGGAGGCCACUUCAGUGACAGAACCUCUCCUCCUGGCCGUCUGUGAGUCAGUGACAGAACCUCUCCUCCUGGCCAUCUGUGAGUCAGUGACAGAACCUCUCCUCCUGGCCGUCUGUGAGUCAGUAACAGAACCUCUCCUCCUGGCCAUCUGUGAGUCAGUAACAGAACCUCUCCUCCUCCUGGCCGUCCUGUGA